GAGCCUCCCAGAGGACAGUUUGAAAGGAAGGAAGGCAGAGAAGGGACCUGGGGGAGAUAGGGGGAGGGUGGAGGGCAGGGGCUGGGAGUGGGCAUCCUGGGUAGGGCGGGUGGCCGAGGCGCGGAGGUAGGGGAGAAUGCGCCUCUCCAAAACUCUGGUCGACAUGGAUAUGGCUGACUACAGUGCCGCGCUGGACCCGGCCUACACCACCCUGGAAUUUGAGAAUGUGCAGGUGUUGAGCAUGGGCAAUGACACAUCCCCAUCAGAAGGCACCAACCUCGCCGCGCCCAACAGCCUGGGUGUCAGUGCCCUGUGUGCCAUCUGCGGAGACCGGGCCACGGGCAAACAUUACGGUGCCUCGAGCUGCGACGGCUGCAAAGGCUUCUUCCGGAGGAGCGUGAGGAAGAACCACAUGUAUUCCUGCAGAUUCAGCCGACAGUGUGUGGUGGACAAAGACAAGAGGAACCAAUGUCGCUACUGCAGGCUCAAGAAGUGCUUCCGGGCUGGCAUGAAGAAGGAAGCCGUCCAAAAUGAGCGGGACCGGAUCAGCACUCGGAGGUCCAGCUACGAGGACAGCAGCCUGCCCUCCAUCAAUGCGCUCCUGCAGGCCGAGGUCCUGUCCCAGCAGAUCACCUCCCCCAUCUCGGGGAUCAACGGCGACAUCCGUGCCAAGAAGAUUGCCAACAUUGCCGACGUCUGCGAGUCCAUGAAGGAGCAGCUGCUGGUGCUGGUGGAGUGGGCCAAGUACAUCCCAGCUUUCUGCGAGCUCCUCCUGGAUGACCAGGUGGCCCUGCUCAGAGCGCAUGCCGGGGAGCACCUGCUGCUUGGAGCCACCAAGAGAUCCAUGGUGUUCAAAGACGUGCUGCUCCUAGGCAAUGACUAUAUCGUCCCUCGGCACUGCCCGGAACUGGCGGAGAUGAGCCGGGUGUCCAUUCGCAUCCUUGAUGAGCUAGUGCUGCCCUUCCAGGAGCUGCAGAUCGAUGACAAUGAGUACGCCUGCCUCAAAGCCAUCAUCUUCUUCGACCCAGAUGCCAAGGGGCUGAGUGACCCCGGCAAGAUCAAGCGGCUGCGUUCCCAGGUGCAGGUGAGCCUGGAGGACUACAUCAACGACCGCCAGUACGACUCACGCGGGCGCUUCGGGGAGCUGCUGCUGCUGCUGCCCACGCUGCAGAGCAUCACCUGGCAGAUGAUCGAGCAGAUCCAGUUCAUCAAGCUCUUCGGCAUGGCCAAGAUUGACAACCUGCUGCAGGAGAUGCUGCUGGGAGGGUCCUCCAGUGAUGCACCCCAUGCCCACCACCCCCUGCACCCUCACCUGAUGCAGGAGCACAUGGGCACCAACGUCAUUGUUGCCAACACGAUGCCCACUCACCUCAGCAACGGACAGAUGUGUGAGUGGCCCCGACCCAGGGGACAGGCAGCUACCCCUGAGACUCCACAGCCCUCACCGCCCGGUGGCUCAGGGUCUGAGCCCUACAAGCUCCUGCCAGGAGCCAUCACCACGAUUGUCAAGCCCCCCUCUGCCAUCCCCCAGCCCACCAUCACCAAGCAAGAAGUCAUCUAGCAAGCCACUGGGAGUCAGGGCUUCUGCUGGCUCACCCCAACCCCCUCAGAGAGUUCCUGGCGACCACUUGAUCACAGCAAUGGAAGGCGUGACAACAGGGCCAGUCCCAGAGCAGCAAUGGAAAGAGCAAAGGACUGAGAAUGUGGGCUGAGGGCCACACUCAUUGCCACCUUUGACCCAAUGCUCUGGCCGACAGAGCUUUAACCUAGAGAGACCCCGGCUGGGGAGUCCUCUGCUGACUUGGAUGACAUUUCUCAUGCUGAAGCCAAACUUCCUUCUCCUUCAUCCAUAUCUACCCCCAAAGAAUACUGUCUGAAGAUAAGAUGGGACCUUGCUUAAACACAGCUCCCCUCCCCCCAGCUGGGACUUCUUCUCCCCUGGGCCUGGGCAUGGCGCCCAGACAUGGAGCCCUGGAAGUCCUCCUCCCUCUUCUGCUGCCCUCACCUCAAAUGCCCCUCUCUGCCCUCUGCUGUCACCUUCCUCAGCUAUCCCAUCUUCUCCAAAGCCACUCUCCAGAGGUGGAGGAAAACUUGAAACCCCUCCCCCAGCCACGCCAGGAACAUCUGGAGGCAUUGACUGGGGCUAGGCAGAGGGCAGGAGACGAUGGAGCAGGAAGACACCAUUCUUCUCCCCCGACCCCACUGCACUUCCCUUCUCCAGAGACUGGCAUGGGUGUUCGGAGCCAUGGUCCCUAUGGGUCUUCAACAAUGAGAGGACAGUCCAAGAUAAGAACUGCCACAGGAACUUGUGGGGAGGGGGCAAGUGGCCAGAGAAGGCAUCCAGCAAGAGGCAGAUGGGCUAUGCACUCGGCCUUUGCAGAAGGGCAGGCUUCUGGCUGGUAGAGCAGGGGAGACAGGAUGCUCCAAGAGAGGCCCAGAGACAGGGAGGGCGGUGUGGGAGAGAGGCACCAAGGUGACUGGGCUCUCUGAGCCAAGAGGGUGUGUUGGGGAGCAUGGGACCUUGAACGCCAGACUGAGGAAGUAGCCUGGAGGGACGGGAGAACUGGGCUGUCAGGAGAUGAACACAGUCUCUUAGCCAGAAGGUGGGGAGGGAGCAGGGAGGUUAGACAGGAGCCCACCAUGCAAUCCAGGUGAGUGCUGAGGCCUCAGAUGGAGAGGAAGGGGCAGGAGAAGCCUCAGGCCAGGGUCUGUGGAGGAGCAAGUACCCUCACUCAGGGCCUAACUCAGGCUCUCCUUACUCCCAGACACUGUCUUAAGGCAUGGGACAUCCAUCCUCUCAUGGAAUCCUCCCUAGGACCUAGAGACUGUUACAGAAGACAAAAUUGAGUUCUAAGAAGUUAAGGGAUGUUUCCCCCCCCCCCCUGAAACUCACACAGCUAGUCAGUAACUAGGUCAAGAUCCAAGUCCCUCUGAAUCAGACUAGGAACCCCCUGCCUUCACUACGAUCAAACUGAGAGAACCCCAAGGCUCAUUCCAGAAGCUCUUCCUAUUCCCAGGAUUCAGGUUGAUUGGAGAAUGAACUGAAAUCCAGCCAGGGCCCAGAAUCCUGUUUGCUGAUAAAUAUUAAGGAGAAUUCAUGACUCCUGACCCCUUUUUGCUCUUUGCUCCCUAAGCUGGGGGAGGGGCAGCAGGGGUCUGGUUUCUGGGGGACAGACAAACCUGUCUUUGGUCUAGGGGUGGAUAGUUGGGGUGAGGAAGAGGGGAGGGAUAAGAAACCCCGGGUUUCAGAUUUUUUUCUCUGAGGAACGUCAUUCGAGAUACGUUCUGGAAACCUUAAAUCCCAGGAUGGAGCAACCAGCACUCUCAGAAUCUUUAUGGCUUUGGGAAGAUUCUGGAAAAUGCCAUUGACUGGUGCGAAUAACAGGGAUGUUGUCCUGGGGCCAAAAGUGUGAUUAGCUAGGAGAGCAAACUAUUUGAUGGAGCCCACCUUCCACCCAAGACUGACCCUUCUGAGUGGAUGGGGAGGAUACUCUCAUGCCCGGAAGUUCCACCAUAUGUGCUUGUUCCUGUUUGCUAGAGAACAUGGAGAAGUAUUGGAGCCAUAUGUUUAAGAGCAAUCUCCACACCUCUGGGGCUGUCAGAAGCCAAGUCCAGAUCAGGAGGGACCAUCUCUUGCUCAGAGCUCUCAUGUCUUCCUCAGUCACCCUCACUCCAGUGCCUCAGAACCCCCAGCCAGCUGGCCCCAACAGGUCUGCACAGGGCAGUGAAGCUGGGAUCAUUCUGGUCAUCUCGGUCAUUCCCACUCUGUUCCUCCCCGCCCGCCAUGUUGCUUAGCCUCUAUCUUGGGAUAAGAAGUUCCCAUGGAAUGGAGUGGGGUCAUGGUAGUCUUUAAUGGUAGCAAUUUGUGGGGAGGGGGUGGGCAGGAGACCCAUCCUUGGCCCCCCAUCCACACUUUUUAAAGGAGAAAUCCAUUCCACAUGACUAACUUUAUUGCAUUGCAGGAAACACAAAAUAAAGACACGUUUACUUUCCUUAUUUUAAGAUGAGGACAGUACAUUGGAAUUCGUUUUUCUGAGUUGUGGUCCUAAAACAUAAAGUCUGAUGGACUCGAGAAGGGUUCAUAGGGGGCAAAUGUGGGCCUAUAAAUUCUCCUCCAAAAUCUCUCUUUCAGGAGGUUCUCAGGAGCUUCUAGAGUCCACACAGCUUUUCUGAGAGCAGACCCAGGAGUGGAGAGAGUUGAAAUGGAGGCUCCCCAAUUUCUUGCAAUGACCAAGCCAGUUCUUUGCUAGAUGUUCCUGUGAUCUGCCCCAAUUAAGAUAAAUUGUGAAGUUCACAUCUAGCAAUUCUGGAAGUGGGCUGGAUCCCAUCAGAGUGAUCUGCAUCUUCCUGUAGGUGUAUGGAUGUCCUUAGGUCCUACGCUGAUCCCCAAGUCCCUGUCACUGCUGCCUGAUGGGGCAAAGAAGCAAAAAAACAUUUCUUACUCUUGUGUGUUUUAACAAAAGUUUAUAAAACAAAAUAAAUGGCACAUAUGUUUUCUAA
Messenger RNA from Ictidomys tridecemlineatus (thirteen-lined ground squirrel), 4500 nucleotides. It is a transcript of the gene Hnf4a, whose product is annotated as hepatocyte nuclear factor 4 alpha. Gene Ontology annotation, molecular function: zinc ion binding; RNA polymerase II cis-regulatory region sequence-specific DNA binding; DNA-binding transcription factor activity. Gene Ontology annotation, biological process: regulation of DNA-templated transcription. The record is from RefSeq and is a predicted model, not a curated record. NCBI's taxonomy places the organism in Eukaryota, Metazoa, Chordata, Mammalia, Rodentia, Sciuridae.